Molecule: messenger RNA, 1269 nt
Organism: Harpia harpyja (harpy eagle)
Lineage: Eukaryota; Metazoa; Chordata; Aves; Accipitriformes; Accipitridae
Gene: COLGALT1
Product: collagen beta(1-O)galactosyltransferase 1
Exons: 6
Coding region: 1-1206 (401 amino acids)
Molecular function (GO): procollagen galactosyltransferase activity
Source: RefSeq, a predicted model, not a curated record
AUGGAGCGGGCGGGGGAGGCUUCGCCGCGGGGUGGCGCGCCAAAAGGGGGCGUGGCGCGCCAGAAGGGGGCGUGUCCUCCAUCCCCGCCGCCGCCGGCGGGGAGGGGGCGUGGCGUGGCGGCGGCGGGGGCGGAGCCCGGCGGGGCGGGGCGGGGCCUGCCCAGGAUGGCGGCGGGGCGGCCGUUCCCUCCGCGGCUGCUGCUGCCGCUGCUGGUGCUGGCGGCGGGACCGGGAUCGGGCCCGUUCCACGUCCACGGGUAUUUCCCCGAGGAACGGUGGAAUCCCGAAUCGGGCCUGAGACCCCCCCGGGUGACGAUCGCGGUGCUGGCGAGGAACGCGGCCCACGCCCUGCCCGCCGCGCUGGGAGCGCUGGAGCGGCUGCGGCACCCCAAGGAGCGGACGGCGCUCUGGGUGGCGGUGGAUCACAGCGUGGAUAACACGACGGCCGUGCUGCGGGAGUGGCUGGGGGGGGUGCGUGGGCUCUACCACCGCGUGGAGUGGCGGCCCAUGGAGGAGCCGAGGUGGUACCCCGACGAGGAGGGCCCCAAGCACUGGUCCCCCUCCCGCUAUGAGCACGUGAUGAAACUGCGUCAGGCGGCGCUGGAGUCCGCCCGCGCCAACUGGGCCGACUACCUGCUGUUCCUGGACGCCGACAACGUCCUGAUCAACCCUGACACGCUGGGGCUGCUGAUGGCGGAGAACAAGACGGUGGUGGCUCCCAUGUUGGACUCGCGCGCCGCCUACUCCAACUUCUGGUGCGGGAUGACGGCGCAGGGUUACUACAGGCGGACGCCGGCCUACCUGCCGAUCCGGAAGCGGGAACGCCGGGGCUGCUUCGCGGUGCCCAUGGUGCACUCCACCUUCUUGGUGGACCUGCGGAAGGAGGCCUCGCGGGCGCUCGCCUUCUACCCGCCCCACCCCGACUACACCUGGGCCUUCGACGACAUCAUUGUCUUUGCUUUCUCCUGCCGGCAGGCGGGUGAGGAGCCGGGGGGGCUGGCGUUGGCCUUGGCUUUGGGCUGGCGUUGGCUUUGGGCUGGCGUUGGCUUUGGGCUGGCGUUGGCCUUGGCUUUGGGCUGGCGUUGGCUUUGGGUUGGCGUUGGCUUUGGGUUGGCGUUGGCCUUGGCUUUGGGCUGGCGUUGGCUUUGGGUUGGCAUUGGCUUUGGGCUGGCGUUGGCUUUGGUUUGGCCUUGGCCUUGCCUUUAGGCUGGCGUUGGCUUUGGGUUGGCCUUGGCCUUGGCUUUAGGCUGGCGUUGGCUUUGGGCUGGC